Molecule: messenger RNA, 455 nt
Organism: Caenorhabditis elegans
Lineage: Eukaryota; Metazoa; Nematoda; Chromadorea; Rhabditida; Rhabditidae
Gene: F41G3.19
Product: ShKT domain-containing protein
Exons: 2
Coding region: 1-357 (118 amino acids)
Source: RefSeq, marked reviewed
AUGCAAACAACUGUACUUUUUAUUAUGGCGGCUCUGUGCACCGUAUCAUGGGGUUGUGUUGAUUUGACUAAUCCAUCGAAUGGUGUCAGUGAUUGUCCAAAGAUGGCUUCUUACUGUACGAAUUCGGUAUACUUGACUCUUAUGAAAACUCAGUGCCCCAAAACCUGUGGAUACUGUACAUCCUCAUCGUCCACAUCUUCCACAACUUCAUCAUCAUCAACUUGUGUUGAUUUGACAAAUGCUAGCACUGGAGUCAGUGAUUGUACUAGAAUGGCUUCUUACUGUACCAAUUCCAUAUACUUGACACUCAUGAAGCAACAAUGUCCAAAGACUUGUGGAUACUGCACUUCCGGUUGAAUUCAUGAUUCAUAGAAUUUCAUGUGGCUCGUUGAAAUUGUAAUAAAUUUAAUACUGGAAGUUAAUAAUGGGGACUGAUAAUAAAUAAUGCACAUAUC